Messenger RNA from Schistocerca nitens (vagrant locust), 585 nucleotides. RefSeq lists its product as uncharacterized. The record is from RefSeq and is a predicted model, not a curated record. Gene Ontology annotation, cellular component: membrane. Bases 1 to 585 code for a protein of 194 amino acids. Gene Ontology annotation, biological process: sensory perception of smell. Lineage: Eukaryota; Metazoa; Arthropoda; Insecta; Orthoptera; Acrididae. The transcript is spliced from 3 exons. Gene Ontology annotation, molecular function: olfactory receptor activity; odorant binding.
AUGGCAAAAGCCAAGGACCUUCCUGAUCCGGUGGUGGACUUGACGUGGAUGAGCCGGGCGCUGGCACCGGUGGGCAUGUGGGGUCCCUCGGGCGGCAGCCGGCUGUACUACGCCUACUCGCUGUGGACCAUCGUGCAGCUGGUGCUGACGGCCGCCGGCCAGGUGGCGGGGCUGCAGGGCCACUGGGACGACCUGCAGACCGUCUUCACCACGCUCUGCUUCGCCUUCACCGUCACCUGCACCAUCAUCAAGGGUACCAUCUUCGUGCUGCAGCGGGAGAGCAUGGACGCGCUGAAGCGGCACAUCGAGCGCAACGCGGCCGAGUUCUGCUCGCACCUGCCGGAGGAGCGCCGCUCGCUACUGGUGCGAGCGCGCAACCUGUCGCGCCUCAUCGUCUGCUCCUUCCAGAGCGUGGGCGGAGUCACGCUCGUCUCCUUCAUCACGGGGCCGAUCGUGCAGAACGGCCGCGACCGGGAGCUGCUGGCCAGCGGGCUCAGUAAGUCACAGCAGGGCCCCUCAGGAAACGUAGUAGAGCACUCUUUGUCAGUUGGCAAAGUGGCUGUCAGGCUCUUCUCGAGGGCGUAA